This is a messenger RNA of Penicillium crustosum, 1221 nucleotides long. RefSeq names its product Pyridoxal phosphate-dependent transferase major region subdomain 1. The transcript has 3 exons. The record is from RefSeq and is a predicted model, not a curated record. The coding region runs from base 1 to 1221 and encodes 406 amino acids. Gene Ontology annotation, molecular function: pyridoxal phosphate binding; catalytic activity. NCBI's taxonomy places the organism in Eukaryota, Fungi, Ascomycota, Eurotiomycetes, Eurotiales, Aspergillaceae. Gene Ontology annotation, biological process: biosynthetic process.
AUGGUAAAGAUCGAGGCAUUCACGGUCGAACAGUGGAUGGGGAAGUACGAGACCACGGCUACAUACAACAUCGCGGAAACCUGCUGCGCGCCCAUCUCAAUCAAUAAUCUCAGGGAACUUUCUGACGAUAAGGACACCGACCUAUGGGAUCAGCUCCAGUCGUCCACAAUCGGCUACGGGACGGUUCCUGGCUCCGAUCGAUUACGAGGAAAUCUGGCUACCUUGUACUCAGCUGAAGCACCAAAUCCCCUACCGAAAGAAAAUGUGUUGAUCACGGGAGGCGCGAUUCUGGCGAACUUCCUACUACUAUAUACACUGAUUGGGCCGGGAGAUCAUGUCAUUUGCCAUUACCCAACCUAUCAGCAGCUGUACUCUGUUCCUGUAUCUCUGGGGGCCGAGGUCAGUCUUUGGCACUCCAAAGAGGACGAUGGCUGGCAGCUGGAUAUCGAGGAUCUAAAAAGGCUCAUUCGCCCAAACACCAAAAUGAUCAUCAUUAACAAUCCUCAGAAUCCUACAGGAGCCAUUGUUCCGCGUGAGACUCUCCAGAGCUUGGUCGAUAUUGCUCGCAAGUCUGCUAUCACCCUCUUGUCCGACGAAGUCUACCGUCCCCUUUUCCAGGAUACGAGCGCCGCUCCCCCGUCCCUUCUUUCCUUUGGUUACGAACAAACCAUAGUAACGGGAUCUGUCUCUAAAGCGUUCAGUCUAGCGGGGCUGCGCAUAGGUUGGAUCGCAUCACUGGAUAAAUCGAUCAUCGACGCUUGCGCUGCGUCUCGGGAUUACACCACAAUUACCGUCGGCCUGAUCGACGAUAAAAUUGCUAGCUUUGCUCUAGCUCCGGAGUGCGUGCACAAUCUGCUCAAGCGGAACCUUGGGCUUGCCCGGACAAACCUUGAGAUACUAGAGAAAUUCAUACAUUCGCACCGAUGGGCUUGUGACUGGGUUAAACCUCGUGCGGGCACCACGGCGUUCGUUCGCUUCAAGAAGAAGGGUGAGCCGGUAGACGACUCCGUCCUCUGUGAAAAGCUUCUUGAAAGGACAGGGGUCAUGGUUGUCCCUGGGAGCUUUUGCUUCGGUCGUGACCAGGAUUUCCGGGGCUAUGUUCGCAUGGGGUACGUUUGUCAGACGAAAACACUCGAGAUCGGACUGGAGCGUUUAAGCCAAUUCUUGAAUGACGGUUAUGAAGAGGUGCCAGUGUCAAAGAAGGUACCCGUGGAAUAUUAA